Messenger RNA from Sciurus carolinensis (gray squirrel), 1227 nucleotides. RefSeq names its product skin secretory protein xP2-like. The record is from RefSeq and is a predicted model, not a curated record. NCBI's taxonomy places the organism in Eukaryota, Metazoa, Chordata, Mammalia, Rodentia, Sciuridae. The transcript has a single exon. The coding region runs from base 1 to 1227 and encodes 408 amino acids.
AUGGGCAGCGAGGCCGCGCAGGCCACCGAGGGGCUGCGCCCGGGAGCUUCGCGCACCAGGACUGAGCCCUGCGAACAAGGACCGAGUCCCGCGCACCAGGACCGAACCCCGCGCACCAGGACCGAGCCCCACGCACGAGGACCGAGCCCCGCGCACCAGGACCGAGCCCCACGCACGAGGACCGAGCCCCACGCACGAGGACCGAGCCCCACGCACGAGGACCGAGCCCCACGCACGAGGACCGAACCCCGCGCACCAGGACCGAGUCCCGCGCACCAGGACCGAGCCCCACGCACGAGGACCGAGCCCCACGCACGAGGACCGAGCCCCGCGCACAGGGACCGUGUUCCGCGCACGAGGACGGAGCCCCGCGCACCAGGACCGAGCCCCGCGCACCAGGACCGAGCCCCGCGAACAAGGACCGAGUCCCACACACCAGGACCGAGCCCCGCGCACCAGGACCGAGCCCCACGCACGAGGACCGGGUUUCGCGCACCAGGACUGAGCCCCGCGAACAAGGACCGAGCCCCGCUCAUGAGGACCGGGUUCCGCGCACCAGGACCGGGCUCCGCGCACAGGGACCGGGUUUCGCGCACCAGGACUGAGCCCCGCGAACAAGGACCGAGCCCCGCUCAUGAGGACCGGGUUCGCGCACCAGGACCGGGCUCCGCGCACAGGGACCGUGUUCCGCGCACCAGGACCGAGCCCCGCGCACGAGGACCAAGCCCCGCGCACCAGGACCGGGCUCCGCGCACCAGCACCGGGCUCCGCGCACCAGGACCGGGCUCCGCGCACCGGGAUCCAGCCCCGCGGAGCCCCCGCCGGGCGCUCGCGAAUGCUCCACGGUCCCUUUCGAGGGCGGGAACCACCUCACCAGCUACCCUUGUGCUGGGGACGCAGAGAGCGAGGGUCCCCGCCAGCAGCCACGCUGCCUGGCGCGCGUUCUGGAAGAGGCACCGCCGGAGGGCGGGAACCGGCCCUUCGCCCACCAGAGGGGCACCUGGUGGACUCUGCGCCCCCUUUUCCCAUUGGCCAGAGGGAGCCGGGCCAGGCUCCCCGCUGGAUGCGCGGAUCAGAUCCAGGACGCACACCCGGCCUGGAAGUCGGGGUCCCCGGGUGGCCGGCACGCAGCGAGGCGCACCCUGGGGACACCUGCGGGUCCAGGAGGCGUCCUGCGCGUUCGCGUUGGGGCUUAUUUGUGGGGCCAGGCUGAGAUCCGCACCCUAA